AAUGUGUUCGCGCGCACAGCUCAGUUCAGUGAAGAUCCAAGCAGUAGCGAAGAAAAUCACUUGAGCAGCGACUAGAAAUUUAUCUGGACGUACAGUCGACAACCAUACACAUAGUUUGAGAGCAGAUAGUGUGUAUGUUAGAUAAAGGUGGUUUCAAAGCACCUUUAUAUAUUACAAAUAACAGCAUGUGUAAACGCUUUUCGUCACAAACCAGCAGCCCAAUGUCCGCAGAAGCUCAGCCGAGGGUGAGUGACUCUGCACGGGCAGCUGCAGGAAAGACCACCCGCUCAACAGGAGCAUCAGAACUGGAGGCUUCUCCUACAGCAGCAGCUAUGGAGAACAGCCCAACUGAUCAACAAACAAAAAGAUGGAAGAAAGGGAUCCGUGCAUUCUUUCGGCGAAUAGGGAAGGGGCUCAAGCGUUGCACCCUCUGUUGGCCUGGAGAGAACAUGUUGAUCCCAUUUCCAUGCAGCGAUCCCAAUGAACCCCAGCCAGAAUUAUCUGGCCUCCAAUGGGCAUUAUCAAUCGAUCCGUGCCCAUCAGGUAUUGAGCUGCCAAUUAGUGCCAAUCUGGAUGAUCCUGAGCCACCUUCUAUAUUAGGUUCAUCAACAGUUGAGUUGACAUCUGACAGUGAUCUGGAGCCAUCACUUGUUCCAAGUCUACUCGAGAUCGAUUUAGAGGACCAAGAUCUAUCCAGUCUGUUAUCCGAGUUAACACCGAUGCCAAAACUAGAUUGUCUUACAUGGGUAAAACCUGUGUCAAGUCUGUCUAGUUUCAAGCUGACACCUGAUUCUGAGAUCCCAUCUAUCUCGGCUCCAUCUGAGGUCACAUCCGUAUCAGGUCCAUCUGGCUGUGGGCCAAAUAAUGAGACGGGAAAGUCCAUCUGUGCAUUCUUCAACCGGACAUGGAAGUCUUUUAAGGAUCGUGUCCUCCUCUGGCGACGGGGCAAUAAAGUGGGCCGAGAUCCAGUUGGCGUCCCAGUGUCUCCACAGAAUUUGGAAGAUCUCCUGCCAGCUGUCGAAACACAAAGAAAAAGGAGGAAGAAAAAGAAGGAAGAUCUCCGUCCACAUUUAAGUGGAAACUUUUGGGCAUUAACUGAACCAGCUCCAUCUGGUUUUGAGGUGACACUUAAACCUUAUCCAGCCAGCCCUGAGCCAAAAACAGACCCAUGUCCAGCCAGCCCUGAGCCAAAGACAGACCCAUGUCCAGCCAGCCCUGAGCCAAAGACAGACCCAUGUCCAGCCAGCCCUGACCCAAAGACAGACCCAUGUCCAGCCAGCCCUGAGCCAAAGACAGACUCAUGUCCAGCCAGCCCUGAGCCAAAGACAGACCCAUGUCCAGCCAGCCCUGACCCAAAGACAGACCCAUGUCCAGCCAGCCCUGAGCCAAAGACAGACUCAUGUCCAGCCAGCCCUGAGCCAAAGACAGACCCAUGUCCAGCCAGCCCUGAGCCAAAGACAGACCCAUGUCCAGCCAACCCUGAGCCAAAGACAGACCCAUGUCCAGCCAGCCCUAAGCCAAAGACAGACCCAUUUUCAGCCAGCCCUGAGCCCGUGGUCUACCAGGAUCCAGUUGAUAUUUGUGCUGAUCCAUUCAGUUCACCUCCAGAUCCAUGCCCAUCCGAUUUUGUUUUGGAGAAGGUAUCUGAAUUAGGAUCAUCCAGUCACGAAAUAAAGUCUGAUCUGGAGCCAUCAUCUGCGUCGGGUCCAUCCAGUAAGCUGACGCCUGGUCCAAUUUAUUCUUGGCCGGGUAAAGGAUCAUUUUACUCCUUUUAUGAUGUGGGAAAGAUUCUGGGAAGUGGAGCCUAUGGCACUGUGAAGUUGGCGACACGCAGAUUUGAUGGCCAGAAGGUUGCUGUCAAAUUUCUUAAAAAGAACACAUGGGACAAGUUUAUCUAUGUGCCUGGAUGUGCCAAACCUUUGGUUGCGGAAGUGGCAUUAAAUCUGCUGCUCCGCAAAUCCCAAAGCCCCCACAUCGUACAAAUGAUCGAUUGGUUUGAGGAGCCAGAGAAGUACAUCCUCAUUAUGGAAUAUCCAGAACCAUGUGAGACCUUGGAAACGUUCAUCAGUGGCAAAGGAGGAUCACUAGGAGAAACUGUGGCUCGUGGCUUAUUUCGCCAAGUGGUGCUCGCAGCCAAACACUGCGCUGACCAGGGCAUCUUCCACAAAGACAUCAAAUCAGACAACAUCCUGAUCAACACGGACACGCUGCAGCUCAAAUUGAUUGACUUUGGCUGUAGUGAGCUUAUUAUGAACCCUACCUCUAUAAAUCAUGAAUGGGCCAUGAAAGAAGCCAUUUGCAGCUUGCGAAAUCUGCUUAUAGAAAUGGUGAGCGGAGGCCAGCAUUUUAUGUCAUUUCUGACCAGAAAAGAUGAUCAGUUGAUUCCAGGAUAUUCCAAAGAGUUUCAAGAUCUGAUAACUCAGUGCCAUAAAAAAGAUGACGGCGGGAGAGCAACAUUAGAGCAGAUCUUGCAGCACGAAUGGCUUCAGCAAGUCUGAAGGAAUGAAGACACCCAAGGUGCAGGUAGGGGAACAGUUCCACAUUUUGGAUUCAUUUUCUAAGAAGUUCCUGGAUGACUUAGAGAAGGAAAUGAAGGCAGUCUAGAGACAUAGUAGAGCAGAAUAUGAGAAUGCAUCUCUUUUUGGGAUACAUCAGCCUGAUUCAUGGGGUAUCUGAAGGAUCUCAUUUCAAAAUGCAAACCCUGUAGAUACAGCUGAAUUUGGAGCAACUUGACAGAAAAUUCCUAAAGGCUGAUUUAUACUUGUUAGUUCGCUUCAGUAUGCUCGGCGAAUAAGACGUCAUAGUGGUAUUUGCGGAGGUUCGCUUUGGGUGCACGCGACUUGCUUUCGGCUGGUGGAGUGCAUAACAUUUUUUUAAAACCUGAGUGAACAGUUUGCGUAGUGCUGCAUUUCAUUUGAGUUGAAUCUGAAUCACUUUGAAGAGAUUUUGUUAAGCCUGUACAGACAUCUGUAUGACCCCUCCAUGCGUGUUUAUAGGGUUAACCAGAUGGCCAAUAAUUCUUGGCUAGAAAUUACAAGUGUUUGUAAAAAAGUUUAGGAAAACUUGAGGGAUAAGUUUGUUAAAGCCAAAAAAGCAAAGACCCAGGUGCUUAGGUGCUGUACAUUUAGGGUGCUUUGACACUUUGUUCAAUUGCCUGGACCGUACCCACAUUCGAAUGUCUCCCUUUGCCACCUUUUUGGUUGGUUUGUGUUCACACCAUCUUUUUUCCUUUUGAAACCCGGUAUGCUUAUCAAGCUGCUGUUGUGUGUACGGCUGUUGCUAGGUGAUGGCCAUGAAAGCAAAGCGCCAAAAGGGAAAGUCGUACACGCAUGGCGGUGAUAAUACAUGUACACGCAUGGGGUUAAUAUUUUAAUACACUUUAAUAGGUAGAACUGUUUGAGAUAUGAACAAAGCCAAGUGAUGCAUCAAAGUUGGAUUUACAAAAAUCUUAAAUGGUUAUAAAAGGCCUUAUAAUCAAUAAAAGAAUUAAUAAAAAUAAUUAAUAAAAAAAAUCUUGAAUGGUAGUAAUGAUAUGAUGUCAAUUUGCAUAUUUCUGAUGUUAUCACGUUUUACCGUUUCUAUUUGUUUAACAGCCUGUGAUUAAUAAAAGGGGUAUUUAUAUUUGCACUGCGCUUUAUAAAUGCAUGUCAAUUUAACAAAAACAUUGCUGUUUGAAUACAGGAUAUCAGUUUAGAUGUGUAGUGAAUUUGCAGUAAUCUCUCAGAUCUAAUAAACUGCGUUCUGAAACUGUCACUAAAGUAUCUGUGAUUGUGAUCAAGAAAAAAACAAACAGUCAAAUUGAAUUGUUAAAAAAAAAGGAGAAGCUGAUCGGUUUGACUGUAAAAUGGAAAUACCUCACACUCCCGGUGCUAAAUAAUUUGUCGUCGGUACGCAGAGGAGUGAUCUGCUGUCAGGCUGCAGGUGGGAGAAACGAGGACUGGGCCACCUGUCAGUGCUCUGAGGCUGGGGAGGGGGUGACAGCAUCACCCGCAGCUCAUCAAGAGUAGGGACGGUACAGGAUGGGCACAUGAGAGUCUAUAAAAAUCUCCAGUAACACACAAAAAAGACUCUGAAUUUUUCACUAGUGGCUUUUUUGAAAAUUGUCGCUAAGGUGGACUGAACAGUCGCUAAAUAUAGCGACAAAGUCGCUAAGUUGGCAAUACUGGUUUCUCCGAAUGAUUUUACAGUAGGUUUCAUUUAACCACUCCCUGUUGUUUUAAAAAAAUAUAUCUCAAUGGCGAAGGGGUCAAGUAUAAAAGUCUUGUCCGUUUUGCGAGAUGCGAGCGCACUCAGUGUAGGUUCACGACGGGGCAUCAUGCGAAAGUAUAAAUCAGCCUUAAAAAACAUUAAAAAAAGGUUUUUUAGGACACGACUGGCCACCAGACCUACAAUAGAUCAAGUAAUAAGAGUGGAGACUUUCAAUUUAUUUUCAUUUAAUUUUAAUCUACUCACCAAGUACUAUUAUGGAGUAUUUCUCAACCCCAGUCCUCGCAAACCUCUGCCCUGCUUAUUGCUAGAAUGGGUAAAGCUGCUGCCGGAAGUUACCCAGAAUUAUUUAUAUUAUGUAUUAAAUUACACAUUCAUUGUAUUGUAUUAACAUCCACCCCAACCCUAAAC
Messenger RNA from Danio rerio (zebrafish), 4617 nucleotides. Lineage: Eukaryota; Metazoa; Chordata; Actinopteri; Cypriniformes; Danionidae. The record is from RefSeq and is a predicted model, not a curated record.